AUGAAUGAUUGGAAUGUGCAGGUGCCAGAAAUACCUAAUUUACAUGAUGAUAACAUUAUCUCCAAAAAGCCUCUUAAGCAAGCCGCAUGCUUAAGUUGUCGACGCACCAAGACUCGUUGUGUUCGUGAACCUCCUAACAUCAAUUGCCAAAGAUGUCGUCAGAACAAUACGGAAUGUCUGGUACCAGAUUAUCAUGUCGGAAGGCGAAAAGGGAUCAAGAACAAACGGAGUGGAUUAGAUAAAGCUGUUCAUCAGCUUGAAAAGGCCAUGAAAAGCUCCAAGAAUGAUAAUGUACCCCAGGAAGAACAACGACGUCUACGGUUUCUUCUCUCCGAGGCCGAGAAUCUGGUUUCUGGAAGUACUGACAAAAUUGCCACGGAGCUUAUGGAGCAGCCAAUCCCCCAAAAUGACAUGAACAGUGGGUUACCAGAAGCUACUGAUUUAUCAUUAUCCAGGGCUCAUGAGUCAAUCGGUCAAAUAGAGAUGGGAAAUGUCGCUUUGGAUGAUGCUGAGAAUCCUCUGCAGCUCCUGGCUCGGGCAUCAGAUCUUGCAGAUACUGCAACCAAGCAACUGCAUAUGCCUCCUCCGUUAGUAGAAACAGGAGAGCUUCGUCGAUUCUUUGGACCCUUUCAACCACGGCUUGAUGUUGGAAGUGAUAUUGACCCUAUCGAUAUUGGUUUGGUGACUCAUGAGGAAGUGACUCUGCUUAUAAAAUAUUUCUACACAAAUCUAUCACAUACAAGAUGGGGCCUUGAUCCUUCUGUUCAUACGGCAGACUUUGUGCGCUCAAGAUCUGCGUUCCUCAUGACUUCCAUGUUAGCUGCAUCUGCACUUUUCAUUCCUUCGGGAGAAGCGCUAUCGAAGCGUCUUUCCAAGCACAGUAAACACCUUGCUCACUAUGUGAUAUCAAAGAGCCUUGAUGUAUCUCUAAACAAGAUCAUCGUACACAAUACAAACAAUUUUCAAACCGCCAUUCCAAAGUCAGACUGUAUUACUGCAAGGAAGGCUCUCGACAUGGACGGUUUUGUUGAAGUUGACCCUAUGACGCGAUGGGGCCAAAAACUGAUUCGCCGGCGUGAAAGAACAUGGCUUGCUCUAUUUAAUCUUGAUAGAGGAGUGUGCUUAGCACGAGGAAGAGCUUUUACUGUUCAAAUAUCUCCCUUCGUUGCAACUUGUGACGCUUGGCACAAUUCUAAUCUCGCUGAUGCCUGGGAUGGAUCGAUUGUAGCUUCGUCUGUUUUACGGCGAGAUAUUGCUAAAAUCAUUACUUGUAUAAAAGAUACCUGCGACGAGACUGUAUCCACAGUAUUAGAAGGCCAUGACAUUGCCCAGACUCUUCGACAAACAAUCGAUGAAUUUUUCGAUCACUGGUAUUCAACCUGGACCCCAGAGAUAGGGAGAAACAAAGACCUCCGCCUACCUCCUUAUGUAGAAAUCCUUGUUUCUCAUACCCGUCUUGCUAUAUACAGUAACGUCCUUAAUUACCCCACCCAAUUCCCGGCAGUCUCUUCUUACUUUCGUUCUGCUGGUCUGUCAUCUGCAUUAAAUGUUAUGAGAGCUGCUGUUCAGGGAGAGUCUCUUCUCAAGUCCAUGCCCAAUAACACAGCAAUCAUGGUGUCAUUUUCAGCAUGUUUUGCGCUCCACUUGUCCGCAAUGACUGCGAACAAGAACUCCAGUCUGAGAGAAAGUAUCAAAGUUUUGAUAGAGGAAACUGCAGAUGUGUUGGAGAGAAUAGGAAAUAUUACUCCCCAUAGAAAAGGAAGUUCGGCUUUAUAUGGUAGACACCUGAAAGAAAUUAUUCGGAAUUCCGCAGCAUUGCGACGAUCUGCUCCAUCUGUUCUAUCUGUUGUCGAUUAUGAACAGGUAGGACGCAAUACUGCCCAAGAGGCGCAGGAACCAAGACUAGAGCCCGGUUUCAUCGAGCCGCUUCAAUUCUCUACCAUGUCAGAUCACCAGAUCGUCGAAUUGUUCGACAAUGAAGAAGUUAAUCUAGGGAUAAGUCCAACGAACUUGCAGCAAGGUGAUACGACUGGAAUGGAAUGGUUGGAUUGGUUCGACUUUUAUGGAACAGUUCAGAAUCAAUAG
Messenger RNA from Botrytis fragariae, 2085 nucleotides. RefSeq names its product putative zn 2cys6 transcription factor protein. Gene Ontology annotation, cellular component: nucleus. The record is from RefSeq and is a predicted model, not a curated record. The transcript is spliced from 6 exons. Lineage: Eukaryota; Fungi; Ascomycota; Leotiomycetes; Helotiales; Sclerotiniaceae. Gene Ontology annotation, molecular function: zinc ion binding; transcription cis-regulatory region binding; DNA-binding transcription factor activity, RNA polymerase II-specific. Gene Ontology annotation, biological process: regulation of DNA-templated transcription. The coding region runs from base 1 to 2085 and encodes 694 amino acids.